Suncus etruscus (white-toothed pygmy shrew) is the source of this 1582-nucleotide messenger RNA. It is a transcript of the gene MARCHF3, whose product is annotated as membrane associated ring-CH-type finger 3. Lineage: Eukaryota; Metazoa; Chordata; Mammalia; Eulipotyphla; Soricidae. Gene Ontology annotation, molecular function: zinc ion binding; ubiquitin-protein transferase activity. The coding region runs from base 52 to 813 and encodes 253 amino acids. The transcript has 4 exons. The record is from RefSeq and is a predicted model, not a curated record. Gene Ontology annotation, biological process: protein ubiquitination.
AAUCCUAUAUGAAUGUGGAAGCCAUUAGCAGAGUAAUUGCUGUCUGUUACCAUGACAACCAGCCGCUGCAGUCACCUGCCCGAAGUGUUGCCAGACUGCACCAGCUCAGCUGCACCCGUGGUGAAGACUGUGGAGGAUUGUGGCAGCCUAGUGAAUGGGCAGCCACAGUAUGUCAUGCAAGUUUCAGCCAAGGAUGGGCAGCUGCUGUCAACAGUAGUUCGGACUCUCGCCACCCAGAGCCCCUUCAAUGACCGGCCCAUGUGCAGAAUAUGCCAUGAAGGAAGCAGCCAAGAAGACUUGCUUUCUCCAUGUGAAUGUACUGGGACCUUGGGGACAAUUCAUCGAAGCUGCCUGGAGCAUUGGCUUUCAUCCUCAAACACCACUUACUGUGAACUCUGCCACUAUAGGUUUGCAGUGGAGCGCAAACCCAGGCCAUUAGUGGAGUGGCUCCGGAACCCAGGCCCCCAACAUGAGAAGCGGACUCUGUUUGGAGACAUGGUGUGCUUCUUGUUCAUCACGCCCCUGGCCACCAUCUCAGGCUGGCUCUGCCUGAGGGGCGCCGUGGACCACCUGCACUUUAGUAGUCGGCUCGAAGCCGUUGGACUGAUUGCACUCACUGUCGCACUCUUCACUAUUUACCUCUUUUGGACACUAGUAUCAUUUAGGUACCACUGUCGAUUGUACAACGAAUGGCGUCGGACCAAUCAGAGGGUGAUUCUACUCAUUCCAAAGUCUGUCAACAUACCUUCUACCCAGCAGUCCUUACUGGGCCUCCAUUCUAUCAAGAGGAACUCAAAAGAGACCAUUGUUUGAUAUUUGUGUGGUGGGUUAGUUGAUUCGAUGUUUUGGGUUUGGUCAUUUAUGCACUGGGGUCAUGCACUGAGCCACCUCAAACCCUUCCUUAAGCCCAUGGGCCUCCGAAUAUCCAGAGCCUUGUGAGUGCAUCUCCCUGAGCAACAAACCCUGCCAGAAGAAGGCAAAUGCUGUUUUCCUUCAAUCCAUGGAUGCUGCAAUCAUAUGAUAUUUGCUAAGUUGCCAAACAUGUUUAUUUAGCAGAUACUGUAUGGAAUUUUCUGAACACCUCUUUAACAUAUGGGGAAGGUUGGCCUGCUGAGGAUGCGACACAACUCUUCCUUUUUUAUUACUAUUUCAAAGAUAUAUAAAUAUAUAUUAAACUUAGAUGAUAAUCAAAAUUGAAAAGCCAAUGUUAAAACUGGUUUCUUGGUUUGGAUGGGUUUUGCUUGAGUUAGUUGAUUUGUUUUCCGGUUUCUACUAUACAUUAUUUGGGGUGAUUUGAUAGCUUGAGUGUCUUUUUUCAUCUCUUUCCUAUCCCUGCCUCAAGUCAGUGCAACUACUACAGAUUAAGUCAUAUUUGAAGGAUGUUUUUACUAAACUUUAUUUAAUUAUUCAGUUUAUAAAGGGAAAAAAAUGGGUGGCAACUCUCCCCACCAUAAGCUGUUUAUUUAAAUUUCAUUAAGGAGAGAAAAAAAUGGUGAGAAGCACGCUCCUUUCAACUUAUUUGGUACUGACAGCUGAUAGAAGCUAUUUUCUAAUAAUAAAUAUCCAGUGUGUGAAAGACAAA